GCAGCUUUUAUCAGUCAUCACUAACACCAAACCUCACCUCUUUCUCCUCUCUAUCUCAAUCUUGAUCCACUUCUAAUCAUUUUUGGUGAGGAUCUUAUCCCAAACAUUGGCCACCAAUUGCCUUCUGCCCAUGACUGCUAGGGGCAGUGACCCCAUAAGGGGUCGUUUUCGGCCGCAUAUGGCCAUGGCAUUGGCCAUUGUUCUCAUUUCUACUACAGUGGUUUCUGUUGCUGCUGAUGGUUACCCAUACAGUUCUCCUCCACCACCAACUUAUGAGUACAAGUCACCCCCUCCACCCUCUCCUUCACCGCCACCUCCUUACAUUUACAAAUCACCCCCUCCACCACCUUAUGAACAUAAAGCUCCACCUUACGAGUACAAGUCACCUCCGCCACCGUCACCUUCACCACCACCGCCUUACGAGUACAAGUCUCCACCUCCACCUUCCUCAUCCCCUCCACCUCCUUAUGUAUACAAGUCACCACCUCCCCCGCCGUAUGAGCACAAAGCUCCACCAUAUGAGUACAAGUCUCCACCUCCACCUUCCCCAUCCCCUCCACCUCCUUAUGUAUACAAGUCACCACCUCCCCCACCGUAUGAGCACAAAGCGCCACCAUAUGAGUACAAGUCACCCCCACCACCAUCUCCCUCACCCCCACCUCCUUACUACUAUAAAUCUCCACCACCACCCUCUCCCUCACCUCCACCACCUUACUACUACAAGUCCCCACCACCACCCUCUCCCUCACCUCCACCUCCUUACUACUACAAGUCACCUCCACCACCCUCUCCCUCACCUCCACCUCCUUACUACUACAAGUCACCUCCACCACCUUCACCUUCACCUCCUCCACCUUACUACUAUAAAUCUCCUCCUCCACCCUCUCCCUCCCCUCCUCCACCUUACUAUUACAAGUCUCCCCCACCACCAUAUGAGCACAAAGCUCCGCCAUACUAUUACAAGUCUCCCCCUCCACCUUCUCCCUCACCUCCACCACCUUACUACUACAAGUCUCCUCCACCACCCUCUCCCUCACCUCCACCUCCUUACUACUACAAGUCUCCCCCACCACCCUCACCCUCCCCUCCUCCUCCAUAUUAUUACAAGUCCCCACCACCUCCUUCACCGUCCCCUCCACCACCAUAUUAUUAUAAAUCUCCUCCACCACCUUCACCAUCUCCUCCACCACCCUAUUAUUACAAGUCUCCUCCUCCUCCAUCUCCGGUACCUCAUCCACCUUACUACUACAAUUCACCACCACCUCCUGUAAAAUCUCCACCUCCACCAACACCGUACUACUAUCAGUCUCCACCACCACCCAAGUACACUCCACCUCCAUACUACUAUAAUUCUCCUCCUCCGCCAGUUGUAUAUCCCCCUCCUUACCACCACCCAUUGAUUGUGAAGGUAGUGGGUAAAGUCUACAGCUACAAGUGCUAUAAUUGGGAGUAUCCUGAAAAGUCUCAUGACAAGAAACAUCUCAAAGGUGCUGUUGUUGAGGUCAAAUGCAAAGCUGGAAGGAACAUCAUCAAGGCUUACGGUAAAACUAAGAGUAAUGGAAAGUAUGCCAUCACAAUUCCAAACUUUAACUAUGUAAAAUAUGGUUCUGUGGUGUGCAAAGCCAAACUAUAUGCUCCACCUAAAGACUCUCCCUUCAACAUACCUACUAAGCUCAAUGAGGGAACUGACUUGAAGGUAAAAUCUAAAGACAAGUAUGAAGUUGUGCUCAAGGCUAAGCCAUUCGCAUAUGCUUCUAAGAAGCAUUAUGAAGAAUGUGAAAAACCUAAGCCUUCACCAACUCCUUACUACUACAAGUCACCUCCUCCUCCUUCACCGGUUUAUAUAUACAAGUCACCACCUCCACCAUCACCUACUUAUAAGUACACAUCACCACCUCCACCUGUCCAUCAAUAUUCUCCUCCAUAUUAUUACAAGUCACCACCCCCACCAUCACCUGUUUACAAACCCCCAUACUACUACAAGUCACCUCCUCCUCCAACACCAAUUUACAAGUACAAUUCACCACCUCCACCAUCACCAACUUACGUGUACAAGUCUCCACCCCCACCAUCACCUGUAUAUAAACCCCCAUACUAUUACAAGUCACCUCCUCCACCAUCACCUGUAUACCAGCCCCCAUACUACUACAAGUCACCUCCCCCUCCAUCACCAGUUUACUACUACAAGUCACCACCCCCACCAUCACCUGUAUACAAACCCCCGUACUACUACAAGUCACCUCCUCCUCCAACACCAGUUUACAAGUACAAUUCACCACCUCCACCAUCACCAACUUACGUGUACAAGUCUCCACCCCCACCAUCACCUGUGUAUAAACCCCCAUACUAUUACAAGUCACCUCCUCCACCAUCACCUGUAUACAAGCCCCCAUACUACUACAAGUCACCUCCUCCUCCAACACCAGUUUACUACUACAAGUCACCUCCUCCUCCAACACCAGUUUACAAGUAUAAUUCACCACCUCCACCAUCACCAACUUACGUGUACAAGUCUCCACCCCCACCAUCACCUGUGUAUAAACCCCCAUACUAUUACAAGUCACCUCCUCCACCAUCACCAGUUUACUACUACAAGUCUCCACCUCCACCUUCACCUGUGUACAAACCCCCGUACUACUACAAUUCACCACCUCCUCCAACACCAGUUUACAAAUACAAUUCACCACCUCCACCGUCACCAACAUAUGUGUACAAGUCACCACCCCCACCAUCACCUGUAUACAAACCACCCUAUUACUACAAGUCACCUCCUCCUCCAACACCAGUUUACAAGUACAAUUCACCACCUCCGCCAUCACCUGCUUACGUGUAUAAGUCUCCUCCUCCUCCAACACCAGUUUACAAGUACAAGUCACCACCUCCACCUGUCCAUUAUUAUUCUCCACCAUACUACUAUAAGUCACCACCUCCACCAUCCCCAUCACCUCCCCCUCCAUACUAUUACAAAUCUCCCCCACCGCCAUCACCAUCCCCACCUCCACCAUACUAUUAUCAUUCUCCUCCCCCACCUAAAGAAUUACCAAACCCUCCAUACUACUAUAAGUCACCACCACCACCAUCACCAUCCCCUCCUCCACCAUACUAUUAUAAGUCACCACCUCCACCAUCACCAUCCCCUCCCCCUCCAUACUAUUAUAAAUCUCCUCCACCACCCUCACCAUCCCCACCUCCACCGUACUAUUACCAAUCCCCUCCACCACCAUCACCAUCUCCACCACCUCCUUAUUACUACAAAUCACCUCCACCACCAACCCCAUCACCUCCACCUCCAUACUACUACAAAAGUCCCCCUCCACCCUCUCCCUCUCCUCCACCUCCAUACUAUUACAAGAGUCCCCCUCCACCCUCUCCCUCCCCCCCUCCUCCAUACUAUUAUCAUUCCCCACCACCACCAUCGCCUUCUCCACCACCUCCCUACUACUACAAAUCACCUCCACCACCAUCCCCGUCACCUCCACCUCCUUACUAUUACAAGUCACCUCCACCUCCAUCUCCAUCUCCACCACCUCCUUAUUACUAUCAAAGUCCUCCUCCACCAUCUCCCACUCCUCAUACUCCCUACCACUACAAAUCCCCUCCACCACCAACGGCGUCUCCUCCACCUCCUUACCAUUAUGUGAGUCCCCCCCCACCUACAUCAUCUCCACCACCUUACCACUACACAUCACCACCUCCUCCCUCCCCAGCUCCCGCUCCCACAUACAUAUACAAAUCACCUCCCCCACCAAUGAAAUCACCUCCUCCGCCAGUUUACAUUUAUGCUUCCCCACCACCACCUAUCUACAAGUAAGCUCAGAAUACAACAACAGCGUUCCUUAUAAAUCAUGUUUUAGUUUUCAUCAAGGAAUAAAUGCAACCUCCAUUGGGAACAAAGUGCAACAUUUACCUUCCUGUCGAAGUUCUUUGAAUAAAAGUCUGAAAGCCUCAUCUCUAAGCAACAAUAUUUGUGAUUCAGACGAGGUCGAGUCUAUUUCUUUGGUGGCCAUCUUGCACGUCCUGGUCUUGUUGUACUCAAGUGACAUACAAAUCAAAAUGAGGAAGCAGUAUUUGAAUGUAAAUGUCAAGUGAAAGUCAUAAGUACAGUCCACUUUUAGUGAUCUCUUUAAUUUAUUUGUGCAUAGAUGAAUAUGGUCGUGUAUGAUUGCUUUUAUAUUUAUCGUGGCAUUUUUGUAUUGUGUUUGAAAUAAGAGUGUUAGUAACCAAGGAGAACAUUAGAUUUCUAUCCACAACUUAAUUUGUGUUUAUUUCCAA
This is a messenger RNA of Medicago truncatula (barrel medic), 4272 nucleotides long. Its product is annotated as extensin-2. The transcript has 3 exons. The record is from RefSeq and is a predicted model, not a curated record. Gene Ontology annotation, biological process: plant-type cell wall organization. The coding region runs from base 131 to 3811 and encodes 1226 amino acids. Lineage: Eukaryota; Viridiplantae; Streptophyta; Magnoliopsida; Fabales; Fabaceae. Gene Ontology annotation, molecular function: structural constituent of cell wall.